Messenger RNA from Malania oleifera, 1989 nucleotides. RefSeq names its product pentatricopeptide repeat-containing protein At3g29230-like. Gene Ontology annotation, molecular function: protein binding; RNA binding. The record is from RefSeq and is a predicted model, not a curated record. Lineage: Eukaryota; Viridiplantae; Streptophyta; Magnoliopsida; Santalales; Ximeniaceae. The transcript has a single exon. Gene Ontology annotation, biological process: RNA modification. Bases 155 to 1741 code for a protein of 528 amino acids.
CGCGUUGAUGGGUUUAACCCACGCGAUCCAUUUUAAGGAAACUUAAAUAAAGUCAGACAUUUAAACCGAGGGUCGGAGCAAAUGCCGAUCCAACGUGGUCCAAUGUAGUUUCUGCCCUUCUCCGAAUCCUUCUGGUUGGAAGCUUCAGACAUGGAUGAUGUUGAAGGCUACUGCCGCAUUCAUAACCUCCAAGCUUCAAAAGCUCUCGACCAUGAAAGAAGUAGAACAAGUCCAAGCUGUGAUCACCAAAGCCGGCCUCCACAACCACCCUACUCUCAUUGCAACACUCAUCAACUUCUCUUCGCUUUUCCAAUCGGGCAGCCUCACUCAUGCCCAGAUGAUUUUCGAGGAGACUAUCAUGGACAAUCCUUUUAUCUGUAACACACUGAUUAGAGCUUAUGCUAAGAGUGUUUUCCCUAUCAGAGCUAUAUAUCUCUACAAUCAAAUGCAUCGCAUGAACGUUGAGUUUGACCAUUUUACUUUCACAUUUGUGCUCAGAGCGUGUGCUAGAGUUCUGUUUUGCGUGGAAGAAGAAGUGAAGUUUGAUGGGUUUGGCAUUGGUUGUAAAGGUGCUGAAAUCCAUUGCAGGGUUUUUAAGGCUGGGUUCGAUCAUGAUCAUUUUAUUAGGAAUUCUUUGGUUUAUAUGUAUUCCCAAUGUGGGUUUUUGAGUCUUGCCCGUCGUGUGUUCGAUGAAAUGACUAAGAAGACAGUAGCUUCUUGGAACAUCAUGAUAUCAGCAUAUGAUCGGGUCAAUGACUUCAUCUCGGCAGAUUCUUUGUUAGAAGCAAUGCCUGAGAAAAACGUGGUAUCCUGGAAUACCCUGAUAGCGCGAUACAUUAAGUUUGGUGACAUUGAAGCUGCAAGGAGGGUUUUUCAAGCAAUGCCCAAGAGAGAUGCGGUUUCUUGGAAUUCAAUGAUUGCUGGCUAUGUUCGGAUUAAGGACUACACUGAAGCUUUGAAGCUCUAUGGCGAAAUGCAAACUGCUCAAGUGGAAGCAACGGAAAUAACACUGAUAUCUGUUCUGGGUGUGUGUGCAGAGACAGGGGAAUUGGAGAAAGGUAGGAAGGUUCAUGAGAUGUUGAAACAGAAAGGCUAUAAGAUUGAAGGGUAUUUGGGUAAUGCCCUUGUAGAUAUGUAUGCUAAAUGUGGGAGUAUGAGUGAGGCGUGGGAAAUAUUUAAUGAGAUGAAGAUGAAACAUGUGAGUUGUUGGAAUGCGAUGAUUAUGGGUUUGGCUGUGAAUGGUUACAGCAAAGAAGCUUUGGAGUUGUUUUCAGCCAUGGAAAUGAGGCUUGAUGAAGUCAAGCCUAACAAGAUCACGUUCAUUGGUGUUUUAACUGCUUGCAGCCAUAACGGUCUGGUGGAAGAAGGCCGCUGGUUUUUCAGCAAAAUGAUAAAGGAGUACAAGAUUACACCUGAUAUAAAGCAUUAUGGUUGCAUGGUUGAUCUUCUCAGCAGAUGGGGCUUCUUAAAUGAUGCUAAUGAGGUGAUCAAAGCUAUGCCAUUCAAAGCAAACUCUGUAUUGUGGAGAACUUUGUUGGGUGCUAGUAAAGUUUAUUGUGAUGUGGAGCUGGCCGAGGAAUCCUUCCAACAGCUUGCCAAAUUGGAGCCUCUACGGGAUGGGGAUUACGUUUUAUUAUCAAACAUUUAUGCCGAAGCUGAGAGAUGGAAUGAUGUUGAACGAGUGAGAGCCGAGAUGAUUAGUUCUGGGGUUUCAAAGAAACCUGGCUCCAGUCAUUAUUGACAUCAAAUAAUUUAAUUCCUCAAAAGUUCAUCGCCAAGUUAAUGAUUUUACUGCCAAAAAAAUUGCAUGUGAAAAUAACAGUUUGGUAAUCUUUUAUUUAUAUAUUUAUUGUACUUUAAUAUAUGAUUUGUUUGCACCAAACCUAUGUUUGGGAGCUUGGAAUUUGGACCUUUGUGUGUGUUUGAAUCAAAUGUAAUAUGAAAUUGUAUUGAUUUUUAUCCAAAUUCUUACAAAUUCAAAUUUGAGAC